This is a messenger RNA of Podospora anserina S mat+, 999 nucleotides long. RefSeq lists its product as uncharacterized. Gene Ontology annotation, cellular component: cytoplasm. Lineage: Eukaryota; Fungi; Ascomycota; Sordariomycetes; Sordariales; Podosporaceae. The transcript has a single exon. The record is from RefSeq and is a predicted model, not a curated record. Bases 1 to 999 code for a protein of 332 amino acids.
AUGCCCCACACAAUCCAAGGCAAAACCAUCGGCAACAUCGGCUUCGGCCUCAUGGGCCUAACCUGGCGCCCCCAGCCAGCCACCAACCAAGAAGCCAUCGCCGCCAUCCGCGAAGCCGUCCUCAACAACAUGACCUACCUCAACGGCGGCGAAUUCUACGGCCCCCCCACCCACAACUCCCUCACCCUCCUCAAGGCCUACUACGCCCAAUACCCCCAGGACAAGGACAAGAUCCUCCUCAACAUCAAAGGCUGCAUCACCCCUUCCUUUGAAGUCGACAGCUCCCCCGCCGGCGUCGCCGAAUCAGUCGCGCGCUCUGUCGAGCAGAUUGGUGGCAAGGGGCUAAUCGAUCAGUUCGAGCCAGCGAGAAGAGAUCCCAAGGUUGAGAUCGAGGACACGGUGGCUGCGCUGCAGAGGGAGGUGGAAAAGGGGAAUAUCCGUGGGAUUUCCCUUAGUGAGGUCAGCGCCGCGACGAUCAGACGCGCGGCAAAGGUGGCAAAGAUUGAGAGUGUGGAGGUUGAGUUGAGCUUGUGGCAGACGGAGCCGUUGGAGAAUGGGGUUCUGGAGGCGUGCGCGGAGUUGGGGAUUGUGGUUUUGGCUUAUAGCCCUUUGGGGAGGGGGAUGUUGACUGGCCAGAUCAAGGGGUGGGAGGAUAUCCCUGAGGGUGACUACCGGCGGGGACUGCCGAGGUUUCAGCCGGAGGUGUUUGGGAAGAACAUGGAACUGGUCAAGGAGGUGCAGAGGUUGGCGGAGAGGAAGGGUUUGACUGCGGCGCAGAUUGCGAUUAACUGGGUGCUGGCUCUGUCGAGGAGGCCGGGGAUGCCGGUGAUUAUCCCUAUUCCGGGGGCGUCGAAGCCGGAGAGGGUGAGGGAGAAUGCGGUGGAGGUGGAGUUGAGCGAGGAGGAUAUGAGGGAGAUUGAGACGGUGUUGAAGACUUUUGAGGUGGUGGGGGAGAGGUAUAAUGAGCAUGGGAUGAAGAUGUUGGGGGAUGAGUAUUAG